AAAAAUGUUGCAAGAACAAAAAAAAAAAAAAAGUGUAAUCGAAGAAGGAAAAAAAAGUCUUCCUGCCCGGUCCUGCUCUCUAUAUCUGAUGGUUGCUAAAUCAGCGAAGCAGCGUUCUCCCAUCGAGACAUUUAUCAACAAUGUUGUGGAGAAGCCGCAAAUAUUUUUCGUAGCUGAUGAAAAGAUUGCUCAUCAAGCUCUCGGGAUCGCAAAGCACUUUUAUGACACAGCCAAAUCACACGAACCAAUGGAGUUUGCGCCAUUUCCAGAACUUUUGACAGAAGGCUUCGAUAACGAUCAAAUCUGGGAGGAAAUUGCAACACAAAAUGAACCCUUCUUAGAUUAUGCCAACACCAUUCUAAGUGAUUUUCAAAGACAAAGUCGGCAGUCCAAAGUCCCAGUUACAUCGACAGAUAAUCUCGAAGAAAGCGAACCUGAAAUGACAUCCGAUCAUUCCAUGUUGCUAGACGACGAUAAUGACGAAACCAUGUUUGAUUCCAGUGCAGAAUACCAUGACGACGAAGACGAAGAAAUGGCAUUGGAUUCAGCUAAUGAAAUGGAGCAAGAUGACGAGAAUGAGGAAGAUAUUGAACAAAAAGAUGAAGAGGACGACGAAGAGGCCGACUUGGAUGAAGAAGAAGAAACAUCGAGCAGUCCUGUGAAACAAUCUGAAGUGGAUGAUGAGUUUUUCAACCUGGAAGAAUUCAACAAGUGGACCGAAGAACAAGAACGAUUAGACAUGAUGUCGGAUCGAGAAGAUGAGGAAGAUGAUGAAGAAAUUGAUUUCGAGGCUGACUUGGAUGAAGAUGAAGAGGCAGAUGAAGAAGAUAUGGCGGACGUAGCAGAUAUCACUUUUAAAGACUUCUUUGUCGCACCCACAAAAGCAAAGAAACCAUCGCAGGCAAGGACAAAAAGUGUUUCAUUCAAAGAAGACGAAGAGGAUGCGUUUGGCUCAGAAAACGAAGAGGAGGAUGCCGAAGAUGACGAAGAAUCGGAAGGAGAAGACCGUGUACGCAAUCUGUUUGCUGCGGAUGAUGAAGAGGGAAGCGAAGACGAAGAAUCAAAGUCGGCACAUCAGCGACGAUUGGAACGUAUUCAGGCUCAAAUCGAACAGUUUGAAGAGGAAAAUAUUGGUCAACGCCAUUGGACAAUGAUUGGUGAAACCUCGGCAAAGAAGCGACCGGUUAACAGCUUGUUGGAAGAAGAUUUGGAGUUUGAUCAAUCAGUGAAGCCGGUCCCGGUCAUUACAGAGGAGACCACCUCCGCUUUAGAAGACAUGAUCAAGAAGCGUAUUGCCGAUAACAUGUUUGAUGAUGUCGAACGCAAAUCGGAUCCCACAUUACGACCAUGGCUUCCUUCCAAACGAGUCAGUCUGGACGAUGAAAAGUCCAAGAAAUCGCUGGCCGAACUGUACGAAGACGAGUAUGUGAAGCAAGUAACGGGUGAUAAAACUCAUGAAAAGGACGAGGCAUUACGGGCGGAACAUGAAUCCAUUAUAUCCAUGUUCAACUCUUUAUGUGAAAAACUCGAUGCCCUCAGCAACUUCCAUUACACACCUAAAGCCGCGAAACCGGAAAUUUCGAUUGUCAGCAAUGCGGCUGCUAUCAGUAUGGAAGAUGUUACACCGGUCAAUGUAUCAGAUGCUACAUUGCUUGCUCCUGAAGAAGUCUACGAUAAGAAACGAGGCGAGGUGAAGAGCACCAGUGAAAUGGACCAGAGCGAACGUAAACGCGCGAGACAAUUAAAGAAGAAGUUGAAGCGAAAGGACAAGGCAAUGAAGGAACAGCAAAUGAAGAUGAUCGAAAAAUUAAACCCUGGUUUGGGUCACAAGCAAGCCAAGACAAAAGCUGUCAAGGAAUUGCUGGGUCAAAAGAAUGUCACGGUCAUUGGCAAAGAUGGCAAGGCCACUUCAGGCGACAAACCCAUUACUUCAUCCGCACUUUUUUAAAUAUUUUUUGAUAUCAUCCUUGAUUUUUAUUAGAUUUUCCUGGCGAUCUUUUAAAGAGACAUGUUUAAACAUUUUGCACAGCUAGAAAGCUUCAUUAAAACUAUGCAUUUUUAUUGGGUUCA
Messenger RNA from Radiomyces spectabilis, 2070 nucleotides. Its product is annotated as U3 small nucleolar ribonucleoprotein complex, subunit Mpp10. Gene Ontology annotation, cellular component: sno(s)RNA-containing ribonucleoprotein complex; Mpp10 complex; small-subunit processome. Gene Ontology annotation, biological process: rRNA processing. The transcript is spliced from 5 exons. NCBI's taxonomy places the organism in Eukaryota, Fungi, Mucoromycota, Mucoromycetes, Mucorales, Radiomycetaceae. The record is from RefSeq and is a predicted model, not a curated record. The coding region runs from base 5 to 1948 and encodes 647 amino acids.